Molecule: messenger RNA, 1038 nt
Organism: Cladophialophora psammophila CBS 110553
Lineage: Eukaryota; Fungi; Ascomycota; Eurotiomycetes; Chaetothyriales; Herpotrichiellaceae
Exons: 3
Coding region: 1-1038 (345 amino acids)
Cellular component (GO): cytoplasm; nucleus; ribonucleoprotein complex
Molecular function (GO): mRNA binding
Source: RefSeq, a predicted model, not a curated record
AUGUCUACUGCCGUCGACAACCUUGCCGAAAACCUUAAGAACGCCAGCCUUGAGGAUACCUCUGCUGCCAACAACGAGAGCGUUCUGGCCUCCGCAGCCGAAGGUCGUCGAUUGUACAUCGGGAAUCUCGCUUAUGCGACCACUGAGGCGGAACUCAAGCAGUUCUUUUCUGGCUACGAUGUCGAGUCAACCUCCAUCCCUGUCAACCCCCGCACCAACCGCCCCGUCGGCUACGCCUUUGUUGAUCUGAAGACUGCAGAAGAGGCGGAAAAGGCCAUCGAGAACCUAUCGGGCAAGGAGAUUCUUGAGCGCAAGGUCUCUGUCCAAGUUGCCCGCAAGCCAGAUCAAGCCGCAACCCCUGAGGGUGCCGCCGAAGGUGCUGAGGCUGACCGCAAGAGAGCCGCUGGACGCGGUCGUGGUGGCCGCGGACGUGGCCGAGGUGGACGUGGCCGUGGAGGUGCAAGGGGCACUGCUGUAGGUUAUGCGAAAAAUCUGCGACCUGAAGAACGGACGACUGACUCAUUACAGGAGGCUGGUGCGCCUGCCACCGAGCUCGCAGAGACCCUCCUUCCCUUGACAGACGUCACUGCCGAAGCCAACAAGGCCGCUCCCGCAGCUGACGCUAAAUCUCGAAUUCCUCGUCCCCCAAAGCAACGAGGUCCUCCAGAAGAUGGCAUCCCGUCAACCACCAAAGUCAUGGUUGCCAACUUGCCCUACGACCUGAGCGAGGAAAAGCUCAAGGAACUCUUCGCUGCCUACCAACCCAGCUCUGCCAAGAUUGCUCUGCGUCCCAUCCCACGAUUCAUGGUCAAGAAACUCGCAGCCCGCAACGAGCCUCGCAAGGGCCGUGGCUUCGGCUUCGUCACACUUGCAUCCGAGGAGAUGCAGAAGAAGGCUGUUGAAGAGAUGAAUGGCAAGCAGAUCGAGGGUCGUGAGAUCGCUGUCAAGGUCGCCAUCGAUAGCCCAGGAAAGGAAGAUGGUGCUGAGAUGACUGAAAAUGGUACCAACGGCACGACCGAGGAGGUUGCUGCUGCUUAA